AUGGAGAAAGAUGCUUGGAGUCAGUUUGCCGCAACGGGAACCGGGACACGCAGCACGGCCAUCCGCAAUCCGGUUAUUCGCUAUGUCCAGAGGAUGAUGGUGUAUCUAUACACCGGCCAGAGCUCGAACAAAAACAUUGUGGACAGCGACAUGAUCUGGCGGAUAUGGGGCAUGCUCCAUGGCCACGCGAUGUGCUCAGACGACCAUUACGUUGAGACAUUGCUCGCCGUAGGUGCUCGGAACGAUGAGAUAGCGUUGGGAGGAUUAAUCACGUGCUUUGCCGAGCAUGCUGGGGUGGAGCUGCGGGGUCGAGUGCCGAUUGGAAGGGUGUCGACAUUGGACACAAGCUUGUUGGGACCGGGCCAGUUAAAUCUGCUGUUUAAGGAUAACGAUUAUUUUUGGCGGGUCGCCCAAGGCGAACUCAUUGCUCUGCCGAACCCAGAGUACACGAAGAUUCGUGUCAACCGCAAUAUCAAGAUGGACCACCCGACGAUGCCUCAGGUUGCAGUGCAGCUCCCAGACUCACCGAGCCCAAGCCAUGGUAUCAGCUCAAGUGUGGAGGACCAGCUGCGAAGACGAGUCGAGGAGCUCGAGGAGGAGAACAGGAGUACAAACUAUUAUCAUCUCAUCAGCAUGUCAUCAUCUCCCAACAAUUCUAGAACAAUAAUAACAACCAAGAAAGACACACUUCUCCUCUUACUGACAUAA
Messenger RNA from Striga asiatica, 708 nucleotides. NCBI's taxonomy places the organism in Eukaryota, Viridiplantae, Streptophyta, Magnoliopsida, Lamiales, Orobanchaceae. The record is from the annotation of a GenBank genome assembly.